Messenger RNA from Danio rerio (zebrafish), 655 nucleotides. The record is from RefSeq and is a predicted model, not a curated record. NCBI's taxonomy places the organism in Eukaryota, Metazoa, Chordata, Actinopteri, Cypriniformes, Danionidae.
AAUGAUUUCAAAUUCUUUCGAUGGAUCCACCACAGAUGAGCUGCGAGAUGUUGACAAGAAGUUUACAUACUAUCAUAAUUUAAACAUCUCCGCUCAUGAGCUAAAGAUCGGGCUUGAGUUCACAAAAGUUCUUCAUGAAACUUUAUUCAAACCACUGUGUUUCCAGUCCAGCCCUGGUUACCUUGUAAAAAGGAGAAAUCAAGUCAUUAGAAAAGUCAAACCCAAAGUCAGGCUCUUCCAGAAAGGUUUUCGUGUGAGUUGUUUGGCGACAGGAUUUUACCCUCGUCACAUCAACCUGACCCUGUUGAGAGAUGGACAGCCUGUAUCUGAUAAUGAGGUCACUGGAGGAGAUCUGCUGCCCAAUGGAGACGGGACGUACCAGAUGAGGAAGAGUCUGGAAAUCAGAGCAGAGGAGAGAGAAAAACACAAAUACACCUGCUCUGCAAAACACCUCAGUCUAGACAACAAACUAGAUGUUAUAUUGGAUAAUGUGGAAAAAAAAACAUACAACAAAUUUGAUCCUGGUGAACCAUAUAAAUCUGUGAUUCCCUCAGUGCUGAUAGUUUUGGCUUUAGUGUUGGUGUUGGUAACAGGAGUUGUUAUUUAUAAACACAAAAAGAGACCAGCAGGUGGAAACUUGGAGGACAAAAAGUAA